Molecule: messenger RNA, 1849 nt
Organism: Carassius gibelio (silver crucian carp)
Lineage: Eukaryota; Metazoa; Chordata; Actinopteri; Cypriniformes; Cyprinidae
Product: serine/threonine-protein phosphatase PGAM5, mitochondrial
Exons: 6
Coding region: 300-1169 (289 amino acids)
Biological process (GO): positive regulation of mitochondrial fission
Cellular component (GO): mitochondrion
Source: RefSeq, a predicted model, not a curated record
AGACAGGAAGUGUUUUUUGUUGCAGUCUUCACACAUGGAGUCGUGACUGUCUUUAGUUCAGUUUUUAUUUAAAUCAUUUAUUUCUGGAGUCUAACGUUAAAUACAUUCCCUCACACAUGGUUUUAGAAAGAAAACCACAUAUUUAUCAUGACGAGAUCGCAGUAGCGGUUGUAACGCAGGAAAUUAUUCCUCGCUUGUCGUUGUGAGAACGGAGGAAACGGUGGGAGCUCCUCAGCAGAGUGCGUCACAGCGCUGAAGAACAGCCGUUACUCUUUCUGUUGACUCCGGUCUUUUCAGUCAUGUCGUUUCGGAAAGCGAUCAGUCUCGCGUGCGGGAUCGCCGGCGGAUCCGUGGUGCUCGUGUGCGCGGCGGUCACUGCAGAUAAGCACGGGUACUUCGGAGAACGAUGCCGGUUGAGAGAGACCCUGGUUGCCUUGCACGCAGCUCAGCCUACGACCUGGCCCACUGUGAACGGAUGGGAUAACAAUUGGGACAAGCGUGACCCCUCGUCUAUGGUGAACGGGAAGAGGAAGGAGUGUGCUGGAGACAAUGGAAGUCCAGAUGUGGAGAACAACAAGCCCAAAGCCACACGCCACAUUUUCCUGAUCAGACACUCUCAGUACAACCUCAAGGGGGAUGGUGAUAAAGAGAGGAUCCUGACACCUUUAGGACGUGAACAAGCGGAGUAUACAGGACAGAGAUUAGCAGUGCUUGGACUGAAGUACGAUGUUCUCAUCCACUCCUCCAUGACCAGAGCUACAGAAACAGCCCACAUCAUCAGCAAAUACCUCCCAGGUGUGGAGCUUGUAAGCUGUGAUUUACUGCGAGAGGGUGCACCCAUAGAGCCCGUCCCACCGGUCACGCACUGGAAACCUGAGGCAGUGCAGUACCACGAGGACGGCGCACGGAUCGAGGCAGCGUUCCGCCGCUACAUCCACCGAGCUGACCCCAAGCAGAAGGAGGACAGCUACGAGAUUAUCGUCUGUCAUGCUAAUGUCAUCCGCUAUUUUGUGUGCAGGGCUCUGCAGUUUCCUCCAGAGGGCUGGCUGAGGAUGGGCCUGAACAACGGCAGCAUCACCUGGCUUACGAUUCGGCCCAGUGGCCGAGUGGCUCUCAGAGCGCUGGGAGACUCGGGCUUCAUGCCUCCAGAUAAACUCACCCGGACAUGACGUUCUCAAGCUAGACCAUCAUGCCUCGUUACUGCCUAGAACCGAGGGAUCUUUGAGAUGGACAGAUGUUAAGAGUUGCAAAGGGUCAGAAAAUGUCCUUAAAUGUUCUCCUGAAAUGCCGUUUUAGAUUCACAAUAUUCCAGAAUACAGAAUGUGAUUUAAUGUUCACCAACAACUCUUGCUUGUUUAAUGAUGGUCUUACAUAGCUGCAGUUUAAGAGAGGAUUUCUGUGAAAAAUUUCUUUUGCAACUCUACUUUCUGUUGCUGUGGUGAUCAGCUACUCCACAAGUGUCUUGAGUAUAAUGAUUUUUUUUUUUUUUUUUUUUUUUAAAUCAAGCAAGUUAAGAAUCAUUGAUAUUUCUUCAAUUAGACACUCCUGUGCCAGUGCUUUGUCUGAUCUGGAACAGCCAUGGAAAAAUUGAAUUAACCAGCAAGCAUACUUUGUUUAUGACCAGGUGUCUUUUUCCAGCAGCAUUAUGCAAACUCUGGAGGCCUUGUUGAGGCAGUUGGUGUGUAUUUGCACUGUUCAUAUGGAAUUGUUUAUGAUUGUUUUAGAAGCAAACUGCGAGUUUGCUAAAAAGGCUAAGAGUCUCUUUCCAUUGAAAGGUCUAGGAUGACUCUGAAUUAAUGUUUGUAUGUUGUUGUUUAUGGCAGUAAAAAAAAUAAAGUCAUUGAGUUAA